Messenger RNA from Solenopsis invicta (red fire ant), 9500 nucleotides. RefSeq names its product probable chitinase 10. The coding region runs from base 284 to 8365 and encodes 2693 amino acids. The transcript has 23 exons. Gene Ontology annotation, cellular component: extracellular region. Gene Ontology annotation, molecular function: chitinase activity; chitin binding. Lineage: Eukaryota; Metazoa; Arthropoda; Insecta; Hymenoptera; Formicidae. The record is from RefSeq and is a predicted model, not a curated record. Gene Ontology annotation, biological process: chitin catabolic process; carbohydrate metabolic process.
GAAUACCAGAUUGUUGGCCCUCCCCGCCGCUCUCGGUGGUGUCUUUUAAAAUUCAUCGCGCGCACCUCUUCGAGGAGACCCCGACGUGCCCCGCUUCCGUGCGGUCAGAUCGCGCUCCGACUCAGACAAGUGUUUCAUCGAGCCCCGUCAGUGAUAGUUUAUACGCAUCGGUGCCGCGGAAGAGGAAUCAGGAAGGUCCGUUUUAACACACGUCGAUUUGCGAUCGCGCGCAAAAAGUUUCCCGAAUUUUAGACCGGAACUUGCGAGAUCGGAUGGUCGAGCCAUGGCGACUUGGAUUAUCUUGGCUUGGCUGGUGAGUUUAUCGUCGGCCGUUCCCUCUAAUCGAGUACCGGUCCGUGAGAUCCUGCCUCCCCCGCCGCCGUGGGACCAUCAGCAGCAACGCGGCGGAUCCCAUCUUCCCUCUUUCCGGAGAGACGCCGUCGAAAGCUCGCCAAUCCUGCUGACCCCCGGCCGCCUGUCGAAUGAUUUAGAUUACGAUGAGUUCGGCUCGCACAGGUAUCCCCUGCGGGACGCGGUCGAAUCGUUGCCGGCCAACGUGCUGGACGUUAAGUCCAAUCCGACAUUCCGAAACGACUACGAGAGCGACAGCAAAAGGUGGCCCUUGAGAGACGCGGUGGAGCAUCGCGAAGCACCCUUUCUCGGUGUCGACCCAGAUCACGAGUCGAUCUGGAUCGAGCCCGUGGCGCCGCCGACCUUGCGCAGGGCGCAACAGAUUCUCGAACCCAAAAUUGUCUGCCGCUUCAACUCCGAAGCCGUUCACAGAGCGGAACCGUUCUCCCUGUACCCGCAAAAUGUGCCAGAUUACAAGUGCACUCAUCUAAUAUACUCCGCAGCUACCAUCGACAGAAAAGAUUCCAUUGUUCCCAACGAUCCAGAGUACGACCGAGUUAAAGGCGGAUACAACGCUGCCACGGGACUGCGCUUGAAAGAUCCAGCGCUACGCGUGCUGAUAUCCAUCCAACCGAAUCCACAUCGCAGCCUGAUUAUUCAACGGAACGCCAAUCUCUCGAACGACUUCCCAUUGCCAGAAUCUAUUCUCAAAUUUCUCGAGGAAUACCGCUUCGACGGUAUCGAGCUCGAUUGGCCGACCGCCGCCUUGGACUGGCCGCAAUUUAAGAUUCUGCUGAAGCUGAUCGGUGCUCCGUUAGCCAAAAAGGGAUACACCCUCGCGGUAGCGCUGAAACCGGAGGAUCCCGUGGAUCCGGAGCUCGUAUCGAUCGUCGAUCUGAUAAUUCUAAAAAGCUGGCGAGACGUUCAGCUGGCUUGUUCCUCUUGCGAGAAAACGGAGCGCCACGUUCUUCAUCCAGGCCCCUUGAGCUUCAUCGUGCGAAACGCGAGCAAGUGGAUCGAGCAAGUCAGCGCCGAGCAACGAUCGAAGAUCGUCCUCGCUAUCCCGGUUUUUGGUCAGGGGUACACUCUCAAGUUCGGUAAUCUCACCAACGUCGGCGCGCCCGCUCGGAGACCCGGCAAAGAGGGCGCUUACACUAAAUGGCGAGACGGAAAGUUAGCUUAUUACGAGGUGUGCGAAAAAUUGGAAAGAGGUUUGUGGGUUUCUGGCAGAGACGAGGAAGGACCGUACGUGAAGCGCGGUGAUCAGUGGAUUGGUUACGAUGAUCCUAUAUCGGUUAAGAUCAAAACGGCGUUUGUCCGGGCGAUGGGACUCGGCGGGGUUUCGUUAUGGUCACUGGAUCUAGAUGAUUUUCAGGGUAUUUGCGGAAAUCCUUGGCCAAUGCUGAACGCAGCAGUGCGAUCCUUGGGAUAUUAUGAGAACGCUCCGACAAAGAAGUGUCCGAAGGACGGUCUCUUCAGGGAUCCAAAAAGUUGUUACGCAUUUUAUUCUUGCGUCAAAGGAAUGCUACAUCAUCGUCAGUGCGGGCACAACCGAUUCUUCGAUCUGAUGGAGGGACGCUGCGUGACGGCCACCCCGAAUGAGGCAAUAAAGAUCUGCAAGGACAAUGUUUUUGAUAAAAUCGUUAGUCAAGAUACAUCGACGACAUCGCAGAAAAAGAAAUUGCAGCAGACCGGCCCGCGAGUAGCGUGUUACAUGACGUCCUGGGCGCUGUAUCGCAAAGGAGACGGCAAAUUCGCGCCGGAACACCUGGACUCGAGUCUCUGCACCGAUAUUGUCUACGCAUUUGCCGGAUUGAAUCCCGAGACCUUGCUGACUCAACCGUUCGAUCCUUGGGCCGACAUCGACAACAAUUUGUACCAGCGAGUAACUUCGAUCAAAGGGUCAAGAGUAUUACUAGCAUUGGGCGGAUGGACCGAUAGUUCCGGUGAUAAGUAUUCUCGAUUGAUCAGUAGCGGCGUCACUCGUCGUAAAUUCGUCAUCGCCACGGUAAAUUUCCUGAAGAAGUACAAUUUCGACGGUCUAUCGUUCGAAUGGAGCUAUCCCAAAUGCUGGCAAAGCGACUGUAAGAAAGGUCCGGAUUCCGACAAGCCAAACUUUACCAAGCUGAUACAAGAGCUGCGAGAGGAAUUCAACAAGCAGGACCCGCCCCUUCUAUUGGCCGUUGCCCUGUCGGGAUACAAAGAGGUCAUCGACAAGGCGUACGAGGUGCGCGAAAUCUCGCAGGCCGUCGACUUCAUGUCGGUCAUGACGUACGAUUAUCACGGAGCGUGGGAAUCCAAGUUGGCACACAUAGCGCCCUUGUUCGGCUCACCAACCGACAGCAAACCCUAUUAUAACGUCAAUUUCACCUUGAACUACCUCGUCGGUCUCGGCGCUGAAAAAUCCAAGCUUCUGAUCGGCAUCCCGCUAUACGGGCAGUCUUACCGACUUUCGACGGCGAGCCAAGCCGAACUGGGUGAUCCCUCGACUGGUCCCGGCAAGCCGGGAGAAUUCACAAAGCAACCUGGAAUGUUGGCGUAUUACGAGAUUUGCGAUAGGAUCAAGCGGCACAAGUGGAAAGCGGGAGUCGGACCAAGUGCUCACUUCGAGGAUCAGUGGGUAGGUUACGAAGAUCGAGAAAGCGUCUACGCUAAGGGCAAAUACAUUAUAGCAAAUGGUUAUGGCGGGGCUACAAUGUGGACUGUCGACCUAGAUGAUUUUCAAAAUCUCUGCUGUUUGGAGUCGUAUCCUCUACUGAAAACUAUAAAUCGCGCGCUAGGUCGUUUGUUGACUCCCAUUUCGGAGGGCUGCGAGCGUCCACCGCAGCCCGUGACACCCCAAGCACCGAUCCUAACUACUCACAGUGACGCUGCGGACGGUAAUCCGCAAUCCACCACGCCAAUGACAACGUCUAGCACCAAAGCGACCACGUGGCCCACGUGGACGGAGAGACCGAUCACCACGACGACUCAACAGACGACCAGAACCACAUGGCCAUCGUGGAUCUGGACCAGCCAGAAGCCCACCAAUAUUCCGGAAAGUGUGACAAAGCCUAGCGAAAUUACAAAACCAAGCACAACGCCUAGCAGCACCACGAGAGCACCGACUACGCGGCCGACUACGACGCAGGAACCGAUUGCUACCAGUCCGGAAACAAACUGUAUCAAUGGCGAGUAUUACCGCGAUCCCACAAACUGCGGAAAUUAUUACAGAUGUGACCGCGGCGAAUUGAAACGCGAACAAUGUGCACCAGGAUUGCACUGGGACGCGAAUCGACAACUGUGCGAUUGGCCAUCGGCGGCUAAAUGUCAAACUGAUUCGAGUUCGACGACAAGCAGUCCUUCAUGGAGUUCAACGAAAAGGCCAUCCACUACAACCACCAGAGUUACCAGACCGACGUCGACGACAACUACGAUAACGACGACGACGACGACGACGACGAUGGCAACCACGAAGCUCACUACGUCGAAACCUGCUGUUGUUAUGGGACCGACGCAAAAACCGCAAAAGCCAUGUCAACAUGGGCAAUAUUAUCCCUAUCCGAAUUCAUGCACGAGUUUCCUGGUUUGCGUGAAUGGUGAUCUCGUUUCGCAACAGUGCGGUCCAGGCUUAAACUGGAAUACCGAGAAAAACAUGUGCGAUUGGGCUUUCAAGAGCCCAUGUGCCGAGAAACCUCACAAGAAUGCCCUGCUCGUGGAUAAGGAUACUGCUCCGGCCGCUUGCAUCUCCGGCAGCUACAGCGCCGUACCGGGUGACUGCACAAGCUAUCAGGCGUGUCUUUGGGGUCGUCAAGAGGUGUUUAGUUGCGCGCCGGGUUUGCACUUUAACCAGGAGACUCGUAUCUGCGAUUGGCCGUCUCGAGCAAAAUGUACAGAUGACGAUGGCGACAAAGAAAUCACCACGCAACCGGCAACGACAAUCACGUCCUCUCGGCCAUCAAUUCCGCAGAAACCGACCACCCAACCAGCAUUUACUACGGAAACGGUAUCGACUACGUCGACCAUGAGUCAACCUACGUCAACUUUGCCUCCAGCGAUUAUAGACCCCGACAAGGUGUCCCCGCUGUCCGGCUAUUACAAAGUUGUGUGCUAUUUCACCAACUGGGCUUGGUACCGUCGUGGAAUAGGCCGUUACCUGCCGGAACAUAUCGAUCACACUCUGUGCACGCAUAUCGUGUACGGUUUUGCGGUGCUCGACUAUUCUGAACUGGUGAUCAAGGCGCACGAUUCUUGGGCAGACUACGACAAUCGUUUUUACGAGCGAGUGGUGGCAUAUAAAAAGCGAGGUCUCAAAGUGCUUCUCGCGCUAGGCGGAUGGAACGAUUCGGCCGGCGACAAAUACAGCCGAUUGGUGAAUAGUCCAUCAUCUAGGAAGAAAUUCAUCAAUCAUGUUAUUCAGUUUAUUGAAAAGUAUGGUUUUGAUGGAUUAGAUUUGGAUUGGGAGUAUCCUGUUUGCUGGCAGGUGAAUUGCAACAAGGGCCCAGAUUCGGAUAAAGAGAGCUUUGCAGCUCUAUUGCGGGAAUUAAGCGCUGAAUUCAAGCCAAAGGGAUUGCUCCUCUCGGCAGCGGUCUCACCGAGUAAGAAAGUGAUCGACAAAGGUUACGAUGUGCCGGCAUUGGCCAAGUAUCUGGACUGGAUCGCCGUCAUGGCAUACGACUAUCACGGCCAAUGGGAUAAACGAACUGGCCAUGUCGCGCCCUUGUAUUAUCACCCGGAUGAUGAGUUCUACUAUUUCAACGGUAACUAUUCGAUCAAUUAUUGGAUCUCGAAGGGCGCGCCACCCAGAAGCAUCGUAAUGGGUAUGCCGUUGUACGGACAAUCUUUCACAAUCAACGAUCCAAGAGCUGGAACUGGUCUGAAUUCUCCGGCAAGUGCCGGAAACGCUGGGGAGUUCACCAGAGCUGCUGGUUUUCUGUCUUACUACGAGAUCUGCGAUCGAGUGCGUAAUCGCGGUUGGACGGUGGUACAGGAUGCCGAGGGUAGAAUGGGCCCAUACGCCUACAAGGGCAGUCAAUGGGUCAGUUUUGAUGACAAGGAGAUGAUCAGGCGGAAAGCGCAGUUCGUGCGCGACAUGGGUCUGGGUGGUGGUAUGGUAUGGGCUCUGGAUUUGGACGAUUUCCGUGGACGGUGUAACGAUGGGCCCCAUCCAUUAAUGCGCACAAUCCAACAAGUGUUAGCGGAACCAUCGAAGAAGCACGACAAGCCUUUGAAGCCAGCAUCGAGUCCACCACCGAUAACACCAAUAACUGUCAGGCCUACGCAAGCGAUACGACCAACUACUACAGUGGAUCGCGGUACACAGGACAGUUCCAAGAACGAAGAUGAAUUUAAAGUUAUCUGCUAUUUUACUAAUUGGGCCUGGUAUCGACAGGAGGGUGGCAAAUUCGUGCCGGAAGAUAUAGAUCCCGAUCUCUGUACUCACGUGCUUUACGGAUUCUCCGUGCUCGACGGUAGCAGUUUAACGAUAAAGUCCCACGAUCCCUGGGCUGACAUAGAUAACAAAUUUUACGAGAGGGUGGUAGAGUUUAAGAAAAAAGGUCUGAAGGUGCUAAUGGCGCUGGGUGGUUGGAACGAUUCGGCUGGUGAUAAGUACAGCAAACUGGUGAAUUCGCCGUCAGCCAGGCGAAGAUUCAUUACGCAAGCUCUUGACUUUAUCGAAAAAUAUGGUUUCGAGGGUCUCGAUCUCGAUUGGGAAUAUCCGGUAUGCUGGCAAGUGGACUGCAACAAGGGCCCGGAAUCUGACAAGCAAAGCUUCGCUGAAUUCGUGAAGGAACUGAGCGACGAAUUUAAGCCGCGAGGAUUGCUUCUCUCUGCAGCCGUCUCGCCGAGUAAAAGGGUAAUCGACGCGGGAUACGACGUUCCCGUCUUGUCUAAAUACCUGGACUGGAUAUCCGUGAUGACGUACGACUUCCAUGGUCAAUGGGACAAGAAGACAGGCCACGUAGCACCAUUGUACGGUCUUCCGAACGACUGGGAACCGACAUUUAAUGCGAACUUUUCGAUUCACUAUUGGAUAGAAAAAGGUGCAAAUCCGAAAAAAAUAGUUAUGGGCGCUCCAUUGUAUGGACAAUCAUUUUCACUUGCGGAGAGAAAAGUACAUGGAUUAAAUGCACCAACUUAUGGCGGCGGCGAAGCUGGAGAGGCGACCAGAGCAAGAGGUUUCUUGUCAUAUUACGAGAUAUGUGAAAGAACGUUGAAGAAGGGAUGGACAAUUGUUCAAGAUAGAGAGAGAAGAAUUGGUCCCUAUGCCUACAAAGGUGACCAAUGGGUGAGUUUUGAUGACGCUCAACAAAUCAAACUGAAGGCAGAACUGAUAAAAAAACUUGGCCUCGCCGGUGGUAUGGUUUGGGCCUUGGAUCUGGACGACUUUAAGAACAGAUGCGGCUGCGAGCCUAGUCCGCUAUUGAGGACGAUGAAUCGAGUUUUGAGGAACUAUCCAAAGGGUCCGCUGUGUCCUAUUACGGAAGGUACAGAAGUGAUUGUAAUCGAUGUCAGCCAAACCGACAUCGAAUCUACAACGACCACCAAACGUCCAAUAUAUGAGCCCACUACGUCAGAAAAACCAAUAUAUCUUCCACCAUCAACAGUUCCAACAACAACGACUGAAGAUCCAAAUAUCGACGAUACCAUCGAGAUCGAAGCCAGCCCGCCACCUCCGGCGGAUUGCGGAGGACAGUUAUUCAUACCGCACAAAGACGACUGCACCAAGUAUUAUCUGUGCAACUUCGGCAAGAUCUCGGAACAGUCCUGUCCACCUGGACUUUACUGGAACGAAGACCGAUGCGACUGGCCGGAGAACACUAAGUGCAAAACUGCUGAACGUCAAAGCAGCCUAUCGCCGAGAUUUAAACGCUCCGAGAAUGUAAAGAAUGAGAAAAAGGUGGUUUGUUACUAUACGAAUUGGGCUUGGAGGCGGGCAAGCUUCGGCAGCUUCAAACCCGAGGACAUUGACGGCCAGCUCUGCACACACAUCGUGUACGCCUUCGCUACGCUGGACGCGCAAACAUUUCUCCUGAACAUCGACGAUUCUACCGAGUUUUACAGGAGCUUUCUCAACAAAACGGCGGAAAUUAAAAGAAGUAACGACGUUAAGGUGCUGCUCGGUCUAGGUGGAUGGAACGACUCAAAGGACGACAAGUACAGCAGAUUGGCGGGCGAUCCGCAAUCUAGAAAAAAUUUCGCCGGAUAUGUCGAAGGAGUCAUCGAGCAGUAUGGAUUCGAUGGUCUGGAUCUUGAUUGGGAGUUUCCCGUAUGCUGGCAGGGUGACUGUAGCCGCGGUCCUCGUCAGGACAGGGAGAACUUCCUCGGAUUACUACGAGAUCUCAGCGAGGCGUUAACACCUAAAGGACUCCUAUUGUCCAUCGCGGUCUCGGCGAACAAGAUCGCCGUCGACCGAGGCUACGUCAACAUUUCGCAGAUAGCACAGUACGUAGACUGGGUCGGCGUGGUGGCGUACGACUAUCAUUCUGGCUGGGGAAGCGAAACCGGUCACGUCGCGUCGCUCUAUCAUCACCCCGAUGAAAUCAGUCCGUUCCUGAACGCGAACUUCUCCGUGAGGUAUUGGAUCAAAAAGGGUAUGCCAGCUGAGAAGAUCGUCAUGGGCAUACCCACCUACGGAUCGAGCUUCACCUUAGCCGAAGAAUCGCAGAAUCAGGUCCGCGCGAACGCGUCCGGACCCGGAGAACCUGGCAAAUUCACGAGAUCGGCCGGUUUCCUGGCUUACCACGAGAUAUGCGAUAACGUGAAGAACGACGGUUGGGUCGUGACGAAGGAUCCGGAGGGCCGCGUAGGACCGUACGCGUCGAAACACGAUCAAUGGGUUAGCUACGACGACGUAUCCAAUGUAGUGAAAAAGGCUGAGUUGAUAAAGGAGCUGAAUCUCGGCGGCGGAAUGAUCUGGUCCAUGGACCUGGACGACUUCAAAGGCCUGUGCGGCUGCGGAAGGUUUCCGCUCCUGACGGCCCUGAAUCGCGGACUCGGCAAAGGGGACGGCAACACGACGGACUGCACUUGAAUUGCGGAGAAAUCGCGAAAGGGUGAUAAUACGUGCCUCGAGAAACCUCUUAUCGCUCGCGUACUCGAUCCUUCACUCGAAAUACCGGUUCGUUUCUUAUCUUCACACAUUUGCUGGCGUAUCGAAUUCUCUUAUCGACGCUCGCUCUCGUGAAAUAUACAAACAUUGCGAUUUGAUGAUUCAGUUCGAAAAACGGCGUGCGAGGAUCAACUGUUCUUCUUUCGUUGCCUUACAAUCACAAGAGUUAGAUUCUUCCUGAUAAUCACAAGUCUCAGAUUUUUCUCAGCAAACAGGCUGAGUCAAACGACGUCUUAGUAACAUCCUCGUCAUGUCUCCAUCGUCAAUAAGAUAUCACUGAAACGUCAUCUUGUUAGCUGGAUUCUAAAGUGUUUAAUGUUAAAUAUAUCGUUAAGUCACGCAAGUUGCUCAAAGAAAUCGCAUUUAUAACAAAUAAUGUCUUUUAUAAAAGCAGCGUACGAAUGCUGCGAAUGGGAUUGUCUCGUCUCGAGUGUCAUCUCAUUGAUGAUCGAGUGCUAUUCCACGCAGAGACUGUUAGCGUAACGCAGAUGAUACGUCGAUGACUCCCAUUGUACGUCGUUCGAUUUUCUAUCGCAAUAUAGAUAAAGCAAAUAAAACGGCUCAGCGAUUCGCUCGAACGUGGAAAUUUUCGAUCGAUUACGUAAGAUUCUCGCGCGAUAUUUGAGUCGCGUAAAAAUUUCUCGCGACAGAUAAGAUAUUACGUUUACGUUUUAAUGCGUUGUGUGGCGUGCAUCACGAGUGCAUCGGUAACGAGACAAUGUAUUGCGACACUUUUCCGGAUGACGUGAAUGGGAGCUUUGCGGAGGUGGAGAGAAGGGAAAGGCGACGGAGAAAGAUCGCGAGGAAUGCUCGUACGCAUCACGAGCGAAGUCUCCUACCGGCGUGUGUGCGUUUACGUCACCUGCGAAGAUUAGAAUUCUAGCGUAAGUGUUUUAUAAUUAAUCGCACCCUGCCAUGUGCCUUUAUCAAGAAUACGACUGACGAAGUGAUUACCCGUGGAAUCGACGAGGGUCAACAAAGCGACUAUGGAGAUAAAUUAUGUAUGACUGCUGUUUAUAUAAACACAUUACUGAAUCAAUAAAUCAUCAUACCGAUA